UUUAUCAUCACUGUUAAUCCGUUCCAUCUUACUCUUACCAUUACCGUACCAAUGGAGUCUGGAAAGGAUCCUGUAACCUUCGCCGAGGCAGCGAGUAGGCAAGCCGCUGCCAUUACGUCUAAAAGCGCUAUUAGAAUGCCGCCGUCAGAGCUGUAUAACACCUUUGAAGCUUGGUAUAACAACCAAUUUCCCGAGUUGAGAACGUCAAUGGGAAAUACAGCAUCGACUUCAGAUCACAGACGGCGGCCGACCUACAACGAGCUACACCCUACUUCCUUCCGAAAGCAAGAGUACUACUGCAGGCUGCGCCCCCCUUCCCUCCGAAAGCAAGCGCUCAACUACAGACUGCGCCCCCCUUCCCUCCGAAAGCAAGCGCUCAACUACAGACUGCGCCCCCCUCCUCUCUGAAAGCAAGCGCUCAACUACAGCAGACAUCUGCAGGACCCCGUCACCAGACGCACAGAUUAUUGUUGAGGUUAGUGAUUCUGAUGACAGGGCAGGCUGGCAGACGGUCGCUAAGAGGAGGAGAAACGUCAAGACUCGCUCAAAUACCGCUAGCAGCGGUAGUGAAAGCGAAGGGGAUAAAUUUAAUUUGAAAAAAAUUCAAUUGUCCCCGUCGCAAAUACCGCUGUUAGGGAUUUGAGUGAGUCUGUGACGUAUAAGGUGUUGAAAGCAAACUAUUUAUUUACAGUUUAUGGGGAGAGAGUUCUUCUCACCCUUAAAUCUGGGAGAGAAGAACUCACUGUUUCCCUUCCACAAUAUUAUAUGAACGUUAUAACCCAGCAGAAUAUAUCUUCCUUUAAUAGAGGAAGAUAUAUUUUGAGGGUUAAACACGUUUUUAAAAAUAUUGUGGGAGGAGAACAAAAGAGGUAUCUCAAUACGAGAAUAAAAUUGAUGGAGGAGGGGUAGGGGGGCUUAGAAUGAUAUUUGUUAAAAAUAUUUGAAAUAAAUUGUUGAAAUAAGUAU
Molecule: messenger RNA, 966 nt
Organism: Nilaparvata lugens (brown planthopper)
Lineage: Eukaryota; Metazoa; Arthropoda; Insecta; Hemiptera; Delphacidae
Exons: 2
Coding region: 52-408 (118 amino acids)
Source: RefSeq, a predicted model, not a curated record